This is a messenger RNA of Tupaia belangeri chinensis (Chinese tree shrew), 1742 nucleotides long. Its product is annotated as tubulin gamma-2 chain. Gene Ontology annotation, biological process: cytoplasmic microtubule organization; microtubule nucleation. Gene Ontology annotation, molecular function: GTP binding. The record is from RefSeq and is a predicted model, not a curated record. The transcript is spliced from 11 exons. NCBI's taxonomy places the organism in Eukaryota, Metazoa, Chordata, Mammalia, Scandentia, Tupaiidae. Gene Ontology annotation, cellular component: microtubule; gamma-tubulin complex.
GCCCAGGUUGGGCUCCCCGGCCAGCUGAGAAGAGGACUGCAUUGCACAUGCGCAGACAGAGCACCACGUCAAAAGGCCAGGAGAGCGCGCAUUCCCCACGUCCUGAGCGCCCGGCUGUCAGGCAUCAGUCCCAGCCUUGACUCCCGCCGGGCCAAGGCUGGCGCGCCCACGUGUGAAGAGCGAUGCCCCGGGAGAUCAUCACCCUGCAGCUGGGCCAGUGCGGCAACCAGAUUGGGUUCGAGUUCUGGAAACAACUGUGCGCCGAGCAUGGUAUCAGCCCCGAGGGCAUCGUGGAGGAGUUCGCCACCGAAGGCACUGACCGCAAGGACGUCUUUUUCUAUCAGUGACGGCCGCCUCUGCCCUCCCCCGACAGGCAGAUGAUGCCCGUGCUGCUGGACCUGGAGCCCCGGGUGAUCCACUGCAUCCUCAACUCCCCCUAUGCCAAGCUCUACAACCCCGAGAACAUCUACCUGUCGGAGCACGGAGGAGGAGCUGGCAACAACUGGGCCUGCGGAUUCUCUCAGGGUGAGAAAAUCUAUGAAGACAUCUUUGACAUCAUAGACCGAGAAGCAGAUGGAAGUGACAGUCUAGAGGGCUUCGUGCUUUGUCACUCUAUUGCUGGGGGGACAGGUUCUGGCCUGGGCUCCUACCUCCUGGAGCGACUAAAUGACAGGUACCCCAAGAAGCUGGUGCAGACAUACUCAGUGUUUCCCUACCAGGACGAGAUGAGCGACGUGGUGGUGCAGCCCUACAACUCACUGCUCACCCUCAAGAGGCUGACCCAGAACGCAGACUGCGUGGUUGUGCUGGACAACACAGCCCUCAACCGGAUCGCCACGGACCGCCUGCACAUCCAGAACCCAUCCUUCUCCCAGAUCAACCAGCUGGUGUCCACCAUCAUGUCAGCCAGCACCACCACCCUGCGCUACCCCGGCUACAUGAACAACGACCUCAUCGGCCUGAUCGCCUCGCUCAUCCCCACACCGCGCCUCCACUUCCUCAUGACCGGCUACACCCCCCUCACCACGGACCAGUCAGUGGCCAGCGUGAGGAAGACUACGGUCUUGGAUGUCAUGAGGCGGCUGCUACAGCCCAAGAACGUGAUGGUGUCCACAGGCCGGGACCGCCAGACCAACCACUGCUACAUCGCCAUUCUCAACAUCAUCCAGGGGGAGGUGGACCCCACCCAGGUCCACAAGAGCCUGCAGCGGAUCCGGGAACGGAAGCUGGGCAACUUCAUCCCCUGGGGCCCGGCCAGUAUCCAGGUGGCCCUGUCAAGGAAGUCUCCCUACCUGCCCUCGGCCCACCGGGUCAGCGGGCUCAUGAUGGCCAACCACACCAGCAUCUCCUCGCUCUUCGAAAGUACCUGCCAGCAGUACGACAAGCUGCGGAAGCGGGGUGCCUUCCUGGAGCAGUUCCGCAAGGAGGACAUGUUCAAGGACAACUUUGAUGAGCUGGACAGGUCCAGGGAGGUUGUUCAGGAGCUCAUUGAUGAGUACCAUGCGGCCACUCGUCCGGACUACAUCUCCUGGGGCACCCAGGAGCAGUGACUUCUCUCCCCACUAUUCCUCCUGGACAGUAAGCGCCGCGCCCACCAUGCCUGAUCUCUGUGACCCAACUUCGCCUCACCGCUAUCCCUUCUAGUCAUCUGCUCAGGAGCUGGCCUUAUUCCUCUUCCAUGCCCUGACUCCUGACACGAUCAUGCCACUCUGAUAAAGGAAUAAAGCUUGGUUGUGAAUGUA